AUGACUGAUCUGUCGCUGUGAUCAAGGUAUGGUGGAGGUGGGAGUAGUACCAGCCCUGGUAAAAGAGAUUAUAAAUGACGAUUAUGAUUUAAAGAAUAAGGAUGACUUGAGGGAAAAUAAGUGGUAAAAUAAUUUUCAAACUCUCGAGGAGGACGGGGAGUAAAUCCAUCUGGAACUCUGGAAAUGACUCUGAUAAACAUUACGUGGCAUAUCAGACAGGUGGUUAUUAUAAUCCCACAGAUCUUUAAUACGUAGUUCACAGACACGUAAUCAAAUAUUCAAGGAAAUCUACUGUCGAACAUUAGUAACUUAGUAAUGUCUUUUUCUCUUGAAGACCACGUUCCGAAGCCGUAUAGCAAAACAGUGCAAAGAGCUCCACAUCAUAUUAGCCUUCGGUAAUCUGACAGUAAACUCGUCUACAUCAGCCGCGUUUAUUUAUAUUUCAAAAUGCUGUUUUUAAAACCACUAGCGAAUAAGAUGGUUGACUAAGUUAACAUACUCCAGGGAAACGUUUUAGCUCGUGACCCACAGCUGCAAUAAACGCUUUUUUGAUACAAAGUAUUUUGUCAUAUAGGUACGUUAUGAAUGGUUCUUUAGUUUAAGUUUCAAUAUUUUUUAGCUAAAUUGUUAUGGGUUAUUUAAUAAUUUUAAAGCUUCAUCUAAACUGUAACUACGUUUUUAACAAUAAACAAAAACGUUGAAAGAAUUUAACUCAUUCGAACUUUCCAGAGGGAUGCCUUUACGUAAAAUUGUGAAGUGUUGCGGUAUUUCUCUUUGAAGUUGUUCUCAACUCAAUGCACGUAAAGCGCAAGUGCAAAGCACGGCAACAGGCCGAUGUAAUGCAUAUUGGUCGUGAGAAGUUACAAAGUAUUUACACAAUGCAUAUACGUAGCCUUCAAUUAUCUGCUUGCAUCUUCCGGUGUGUCCUAUAAUCUGAAUUUUCUUCUCAACUGACCUCCAAGUGUUAUGCUAACGCCUUGCUUUUGACGCAUUGAAACUCCUCAAUCCGUUCGACAACUGUUGCAACUUUGACAACAAACUCCACUAUACACUAAUUACAAACAUCCUUGUGAGUAGAGUCUAUCACACAAAUACCAAAGUUUCGCUUUGAAAAAGCAAAUCCUUUGCUUUUUCACAGCUAUUCCACCUAAUAAACAAGCCAAUAAAGUCGCUUAUUCUGAAACUAACCAAAAAGUGUCUAUAACUGCCACAGUGUGUCUCAAAAGAGGAUGUCGGUAGAUUUAUCUCGAUCGACACUAAUUCGUUUCAUAGCAAUUGUGUGUAUUUCUGGGUUAGACAGACAUUAUUGAAAAGUUUCCAAUAAUAACCAAGGUCUGAGAAGUCGAUAUUGUAAUACAAAUCACUGAUCAGAAGUUGAAUGGCACUAGAGUGAUUUUCUUAUUAGGCUGAUUAUCCUCUAGUCGUAUCUUCAGUGACAUAUCUUUCAGCAAUAGGAAUAAUAUGCGGAGUUAAAAUAAAUGUUGGUAAAUAACUGUAAACUCUGUGUUAAAUGGUCAUUUUGAAGCUUAAAUAGCCUUAUCUUUCAAAAAUGAUGUUUAUUAAAUGUUCAUCUGACGUCAGUCGUAGGUUUUAUAAUGAUAAGUUAAUUAGCUAUGUCAUAUCUGCUUGCCUGUAAGUCAGCAUCCUUUGAACAAAGAAAACCUUGUUCUGAUUGCACUCAUGUUUGUUUAUAUAUUGUAGAUAAUAUUUUGUCUUGCGGUUGAAGUUGAUAUACUAUCGUACGACGAUGACAUAAACUCUAUUAUUGUAGAAGUAAUUUUCACAGACAUUUUAUGCAUCCCAGAGUGAGUAACUACAUCUUAUUAAGCUUUUUGAAGAAUUCACUAUAACAAUAGCUACAAAUUUACUAAAGAUUGUUUGACUGUCAUAGAAGGUGUUGUUAUAGGAAUAACACAUGUUCAUUUGUUCACCAAAGCAGUUAUGUAUUCAUGUCCAGAACAUCUUUGUCCGGGAAACGAUACUUACUUCAUCCAGCAUAUAACGGACAUUUAUAAAAGGUUGGAAAGAUUCCAAUGCAAAUUUUGUUAUACAGAACUGAGAGAAGAAAUAGAGAAAAGGCUGUUCUCGAAAAGAGUGGAAUUUCUCUUACUACCGAAACGGGAAGACGGAUCAGAAAUUAUCACAUUGAAUAGAAGCAUCAAAUGCACUGUUUAUGAUAAACUAAUUUCCAAACUUAAAUUCGGAAGCAGAUGCUUCAUUUCUGGUGUUCCUUAUUUAAAAAAAGCUGGUCGUUCAUACCAAUGGCAGUUCAAGGUUUAUGGGAUUGAAGAUUCAUUUAUUAGUUAUAUGGACCCUUGGAAAUGCGUCCUCACUACAAUUGUAGAAAGUUUACCUAACUAUGUUCGUGCAUAUGAAUUUGGCAUUGCAUUCACGUUCGCAUUCAUGUUUUUAGAUAAUGUCACGAAAGCUGGCACUUUUUUCCUGUUAAAGUGGCUUCUACUCUUACUUCUCGUUCAAAAUGAAUUCACAGAGCCUGAUGAAAAACGUUUAUUUUCGCAAAUCUCAGGUAGACCUCCAGCUCUACUUUUAGUGGGAUCCCUUGGCGAUAGCUUGUCAAAUAACCUACUGAGGGCAGCAGGAGAAUUUACAAAACCAUUUUGUGAGUACAAGCCUGGGAUUAGUAUACUUCCAACAUCAUUGGAAGUGGACUUAAGUGGAUCAAAGAAACCAAAUUUGAAAUGUCUCUGGAAAACUAUAAAGAAACAGAAUACCUUACAAACGAAGUCUAUAGAGCUGGAUAAAUUGUGUACAAGUGAAGAACAUACAGUUAUGUGUGGAACUAUAGAACUAGCUUCUGGAGGAAUAGCUUAUUUUCCAAAUUUGGAACUUUAUAAGAAAAAGGAGCUAACUAGUCUCGUUUACGCUUUAGAGAAUAUGACCGUGGAAGACUCAUUUUCAGGCUAUGGGGUUGAUUUAACGUCUGUUCAUAAGAUCAGCGAAGAGUUAUUUUACCCUAAUGAAACUACUAUUUGGGCUACUGUUGAAGUUAAUCCGCUGCAGAGGAACACAGUCAAAGAUCCAAUUGUUAGGUUUUCACAAAAUUAUUUAUUUGAUACAGAUAUUUCUAUGGAAAGGAUGGAAAAAAUAAACGAGGAGUGUACCAAUUUACUACUCAAUGGAAAUUUGAAAAGAAUUAUUCACGCUUUUGAUAUAGUUGUCAAUACUGAAGAUGCGUCCGGACCAAUCAAGAUCAUGGAUGGAUUACUAGCAGAUUUCUGUUUAUCAGCAACAUGCAAUUUGGAAACCAUGAAAUAUUCAGGGAAGUCUUCACUCCCAAAUAUGAAAAUUUACUCAAGUCUUCUAGAUGCAUGCAAGAAUGCACCUACGGUGAAAAUGGAAGAAAACGCUAGUAAAUUACUGCAAGUUUACUACAUGGCAAUGAGGCGUUCAUCUGUUCGAGAUCGAAAAACAGCUCCAGCAUCCGCAUUGCUGACAUUAUUUAAGUUGGCUAAGAGUAAUGCUAAAAUUAACGGGCGCAUUGUUGCGAACGAACUUGAUGCUACUGUCGCAAUUUAUAUCUACGACACUUUUAUUUCAAAUCAGACAGGUACAAACUACCUUGGGUCGAAAUCAUUUCACUAUAUCACUGGAAUGGAACAAGAUUCAAUGGAAGAACUGAAUAACAUCCUGGUAUCAAUAAACAAGCAACUGAAGGAUUUAAUCAAUGUUGCCAUGGAUGAAAUGUAA
Molecule: messenger RNA, 3708 nt
Organism: Schistosoma rodhaini
Lineage: Eukaryota; Metazoa; Platyhelminthes; Trematoda; Strigeidida; Schistosomatidae
Source: the annotation of a GenBank genome assembly